Messenger RNA from Amborella trichopoda, 2162 nucleotides. The record is from RefSeq and is a predicted model, not a curated record. Lineage: Eukaryota; Viridiplantae; Streptophyta; Magnoliopsida; Amborellales; Amborellaceae.
UACAGAUUGUUUUAACAAUUUUUUAGAGCUCCACUUUUGGCCCUUUUUAGCUACAUUUUUUAACCAAAAGCGAAUUAUUACCGAUAUUUUGUAUCACCGUUAUAUCCCCGUCACACGAGUUCCUAACUCAUUAUGAAACCAUGGAGGAGCCGCUUUUUUUUUGAAGUUUUAAAAAUUUUAGAGAAUUCUCUCUUUCGGUGCCCUAAUUUUUAUUAGCGCAAGUGUUUUUUUGUCACUUUGAGUGGUCAAAGCGUUCCGAAUUUUAUCUGGAAAUGGAUUCGGAAGGGCAAAGACCAGCUUCAAACCCCACAGCAAUACUUGCAUCUCUGUUGAGCAAGCGCGAGAAGCUACAAGAAGAACUCCGAAGUAUUGAAAAGCAGGUCUAUGAGUUAGAGACAUCCUACUUACAAGAUUCAACACAAUGUGGGAACGUGUUAAAAGGUUUUGAAGGAUUCCUUUCUUCAUCCAAGAGUACAACUAAGUAUGUCACAUGUUUGAGGAACAUGUUGAAUGGUUUUAAUGGACCUUUCAUCACUUGGUGGCAUUGGGUUUCAUUUGGUUCACUUUAAAUCAUGCUUGCAUGUUCUUUCUGAUAUCGUACUGCACAUAGCCCUUUGUUGUCUGCCAAUGUGAGAAUAGUAAUGCUGGCAUCCUUUAAUAAAACAUUAGGGGCAUAUCACAUAACAUUUGGUUGCUUGGGGAAUCAUCAUGUCAUAUGGUAUGGCCUUGUUUUGGUGCAUUAAAUUUUAACAAUAGCACCAAUUUUUUCCUACACCCAUGAAAGAACGAUAGAUUUGCCAGCUUUGCACGCCAUAUCUUAAUUUUUUUGGAACCCUGCUUGUCCCCAUUGAAACUUCCCUAUUACUACAAGAAAAAAAACUUGCUUUUCCUCAGUUUUCCUCUAUUCCAAAAAACAGAGGAUUCUUGAUAUGAUUAUGAAUUUAUGACCGUUUAUGAUGACAGAUUUUCAGGUUUGUCUUGUCCAUAAAGUUAAGGAGGGUUAUUUCUUUGGUAUAACUAUUAAACUCUCCAAAGAGGGAUUCAGAUUACGCACUUUCUUAUUUACUGAAGUGUCAAUUGUAAUAUGAUGAGAGUUGAUUGUUUAUUUUAUUUUCCAUAAUACCAUUCUUGGAAAGAAGAAAGAACUUCUCUGUAAGACAUGAAUUGAUGAAGUUUAUACUCAUUUUAUUAAAUGAUUGGUUCGUCAAUGGUGAACAUGAAGGCAAAAACUUUAAGCAUUUUUUAUGUAUGAAAAGAUAGAAACUAAACAUGUGUUUGUCUUAUGAACUAAUUGUUUUCGUCCCUGCGUGCUUUCGCAAUGUAUAGUACAAGCAUUUAUAUUCAUGGUUUAUUUAUUGCAUAAAAUGAAUCCAAAUGUUUGAGUUUAUUGUUACGCUGUUAGUUUUGAGAAUUUAGAAUCAACGUUAUGCCCUCUCUUUCCCCUGAAAUUGAAAGCAAUUCAUAAAUUUGCGUGAAAUCUCUUCUAGUACCAUUACUUGCAACCAUUGAAGCACACCUGUGUUUUCAGAUAUUCCCUUCAAAAUUUCAAACUGAAGACUUUAUUAUCAACUUUUAGCUGCGUUGCUGCAUACCAAAAUCAAGUGCUCUCGAUAAAAUUCUCUUAAGUGGUUCUCAUUUUGCUUUGUUAAAAUCUUUGUUUUGGGUGGGUUGGGAGGCAUUUCUCUGGUUCUGAAUUCUUUCAUGAAUCCCACAUGCAGUGAAGGGCCACUAGAGCUAGGAUUUCAAUGAUUUUAGACAUGAGUAAGCUAUGCAACAUAAACUGCCGUUCACUCAUUCUAAUUACCAUGCUAGAAUGUAGUUCAUAUUGAGGAAUGUGGUCACUUUUGGAUAUUGAUAGGGUUAAUGGAAUUCCCUUAAUAUCAACAGGGCAUAGUUAGAAAGUAUAAUUACUCUCUCCUUGGUGUUUGCUGGCCACCAUGUUGAGCCCCACUUGGCGACACCCUUUGCCCUGCAUGUGAAGAAGCCAACAAAUGACUGAUCUGACUUUGGUGGCUGAGGUCUUGAGUAGACUUAAGUGAUGUCUCUUGGUGCAUCAAGACCUUGGCAUCUCACCUGAUUCUUUCGAGGUGUACGUAUAGUCAUCGUAAUCCUGAGUCCUCACAUAUGCAAGAACAUGGCCAUAGCUUGCUUAGGUCAUCCUG